Didymella exigua CBS 183.55 is the source of this 1650-nucleotide messenger RNA. Its product is annotated as DUF1752-domain-containing protein. Gene Ontology annotation, biological process: mitochondria-nucleus signaling pathway; negative regulation of transcription by RNA polymerase II; regulation of nitrogen utilization. NCBI's taxonomy places the organism in Eukaryota, Fungi, Ascomycota, Dothideomycetes, Pleosporales, Didymellaceae. The record is from RefSeq and is a predicted model, not a curated record. Gene Ontology annotation, cellular component: cytoplasm. Bases 1 to 1650 code for a protein of 549 amino acids. The transcript has 2 exons.
AUGCCGCUGAGAGCCGAAUUGCCCAUUGUGCGCGUCGAGCACGGCUCGAUGCACACGAUUGAGACCCGCAACCCCGAGAAUCUCUUUGGGCUAUGGAGUGUUUUUUCCAAAUGUUCGCCUGCCAUGGAGGAUGGAAAGCGCUACGAGAACAUGGCUUGGCGGCUGUGGGCGCGCGAGACGUUCUGCUGCCAGCCCGAUCACGUUGUGACGCCACAGUGGUCGUUUGGCCAGGCAAUCGCCGCCGGCGCCACUGCAGACGUUCCAGAGUUAUCCACCAGUGUUGCGUCAGAUGACUCGCUCGACCCUCUCACCACGAGCCAGCACCGCUCAGACUCAUCUGCUUCCCGGCCAGACGUGCGCCGCCACGACUCGGCCACCAGCAACCCCCGUGGCAAGCACAUGACUCCAAUUGAUCUUGAGAAGGUCGUCAACUCGAUACAAGAAAAGAAGAUCAUUGAACCCUUGUCACCUCUUCCCCCGCAACUCGCCCCACAGACGACGGCAGAACGGCGACCAGAGGAGACAUUAGCCCCACGCUCCGCAUCGCCACCGUUGACCGCGCGCCGCUGCGCACCAGAACUCUCGACAUCGACCUUCGCCACUGCUCGCGGCAGCGACGACAUGAGCGCCACUGGCUCAGAAGCGAGCACCUCGACCGACAUGAGCCAGCACAGCGUUGUCCGUGGCUUCGAGCCCGGCCACAUCUCCACCUCCAUGCGUUCAAGCACUAACCUCGCACCUACACCGUCGAUCCUGAAGAAGACUUCCAGCUUCAUAGUCAAGCCCCCGCAUUCGAGGGCAGAGCCAAUGAAGAAGAAGCAGCCAAUGUUCACUCUCGGUGGCUCGUCGGACGAGGACGCCAGCAGCUCACUCGAGGCAUACUCUCUGGCUCAGCGCAGCUCCCUGUCUGGAAACCUCCGCAAAGCCGGCUCAAUCAAGAAGACGACUUCUUUCGCCAACCAGAUCAGCCUGCGCCAGUACCAGGAGGCCAUCUCUGAGAGUGAAGGUGCUAUUGAGAGCGACAGCGAUGAGCCUGACGAGAGUGCCAUUGAAGAGGAGGACUCCGGUGACGACUGGGAGGACGACGAUGAGGAGGCCGAUGAGAGCCACCAGUCGAGCAUGCAAACUUCCAGCAUGUUCCCUCGUGUCGACUCCAAGCCGAACCUCACCUCUCACCGCUCCCUCCUCACAACAAUGAUGCACGAAGGCGACCGCGCGCAAGCAAUGCAAAACGCAGCUCAGCGCCAGCAGCCACCAGCGAUUCGUCGAUCUCGCACAACAACACCGAAUGGUCCUUCCAUAGGCAACUCGCCCCAGGAAGACAGCGGUCUGAUGAUGCGUCAACAGGCAUCAAGAGCCAAGCCUAUUAUCAUGACGACGUCGAACGUGCACCCCCCCGCCUUGUCUCCGCGGACCACUCGCCGACUCAUGCUGCAGAAUGAGCUGAGCGGCUCUCUUCGUCAAAACCUGCUAUGGGAACGCCAGCAGAAGAAUGCGACGACCAACGCAGCCAUGCGACGAGCUGCCACCACCACCGACCUUCAGGGCAUGAGUACCAUGGCUCAAGCUCAGCCAAUGCACACCAGUGCGAAGAAUCCCAACAGCUAUUUCGACCAAGGUCUUGGUAGCUACCACACUAAAGGGUGGUAG